Molecule: messenger RNA, 780 nt
Organism: Jaculus jaculus (lesser Egyptian jerboa)
Lineage: Eukaryota; Metazoa; Chordata; Mammalia; Rodentia; Dipodidae
Gene: Klk11
Product: kallikrein related peptidase 11
Exons: 5
Coding region: 28-780 (250 amino acids)
Biological process (GO): proteolysis
Molecular function (GO): serine-type endopeptidase activity
Source: RefSeq, a predicted model, not a curated record
GGGGCCCGCCCUGCCCCCCUCCAGGCCAUGAUGAUUCUGCGGUUUGUCACGCUUGCUCUGGUGACAGGGCAUGUAGGGGGAGAGACCAGGAUCAUCAAGGGAUACGAGUGCACACCUCACUCCCAGCCAUGGCAGGUGGCCCUGUUUCAGAAGACACGGCUGCUGUGCGGGGCAACCCUCAUCGCCCCCAAAUGGCUCCUGACAGCAGCCCACUGCCGCAAGCCCCAGUACGUGGUCCUCCUGGGGGAACACAAUCUCCAGCGGGCAGAUGGCUGUGAGCAGAAGCGGACAGCCACCAAGUCCUUUCCCCACCCCGACUUCAACAACAGCCUCCCCAACAAAGACCAUCGGAAUGACAUCAUGUUGAUCAAGUUGUCCUCAGCAGCUUUCAUCACCCGGGCUGUGCGGCCUCUCACCCUGUCAUCCCACUGUGUCAAGGCUGGAACCCGCUGUCUCAUUUCUGGCUGGGGCACCACAUCCAGCCCACAGUUGCGUCUGCCCCACUCCUUGCGAUGUGCCAAUAUCUCCAUCAUAGGACAUGAGGAGUGUGAGAAAGCCUACCCUGGCAACAUCACGGACACUAUGCUGUGUGCCAGCGUUGGGAAAGAGGGGAAGGACUCCUGCCAGGGUGACUCUGGAGGCCCUCUAGUCUGUGACGGGUCUCUUCAAGGAAUCAUCUCCUGGGGUCAGGACCCGUGUGCUGUCACCAGAAAGCCGGGUGUCUACACGAAAGUCUGCAAAUAUGUGGACUGGAUCCACCACACUAUGAGAAACAAUUAG